CAAAACAAGAGGAAGAAGAAAGAACGGCUGAACAGCCAGGGUCUGAAGGGCUAGGCUAACAAGCUAACGGUUACCAGUUGGUCAACGGCUGUUUUUUUUUAGCGAUGGUUUCCCGGAAAAAACAAGAGGAAUAAGAGAGGGAACAUGGAGAGCAUCUGGGAUUUAAUUCCGAGCUCUUUGGGUUAUUUACACCUGGAGACCCAUAGUGGAGGAUCGGCUUGUUUUCACCGUGGACAGAUGACGACGUUUGCUGCGUUUCAGUGUCUGAAACCCGGACGGCGGUGAUGCUGUUAACCGCUGGUGACAUGUUCUCAGAAUUUGGAUGAGAACUAAAGUCUCGUUAUUGUAAACAGGCGUGGGAGGAACGAGAUUACAUGUAACGAGAUUACGUAAUCAGGAUACCAAAACAAAGGGGCCGUUAUUCCACAUCAUGAAGAACUGCGAGUAUCAACAAAUUGACCCCCGGACGCUUCCGACCCCGACCCCCACCCCGACCCCGACCCCUCAUCACGGGCCGGACGGUGACAGACCCGAGGAGCCGAGAGGAAGACCCAGGAGGAAGUGGCACGUGUUCCCGGGAAAGAACCGGUUCUACUGCGAUGGACGGAUCAUGGUGGCCCGGCAGAGCGGCGUGCUGCCCCUCACCCUGGGCCUCAUCCUCGUCACCAGUGGACUGUUCUUUAUUUUUGACUGUCCCUUCCUGGUCAAACACCUGACCAGCUGCAUCCCUGUGAUUGGAGGAUUCCUCUUUGUGUUUGUGGUCAUCACGCUGCUCCAGACCAGCUUCACCGACCCCGGCAUCCUGCCCCGAGCAACGCCGGACGAGGCGUCAGACAUCGAGAAACAGAUCGACAACACGGGGAACACCAGCUAUCGGCCCCCUCCUCGCACCAAGGAGGUGGUCAUCAACCAGCAGGUGGUGAAGCUCAAGUACUGCUUCACCUGCAAGAUGUUCCGGCCCCCCCGCACCUCCCACUGCAGCCUGUGUGACAACUGUGUGGAGCGGUUCGACCACCACUGCCCCUGGGUGGGGAACUGUGUUGGAAAACGCAACUACCGCUUCUUCUACACCUUCAUCGUGUCGCUCUCCUUCCUCACAGCGUUCAUCUUCGGCUGUGUGACCACACACCUGGCUUUGAGAGCUCAGGGUGGGAAAGGCCUGGUGUUCGCCCUGCAGGAGAGUCCCGGCAGUGCAGUAGAGCUGGUCAUCUGCUUCUUCUCCGUCUGGUCCAUUUUGGGCCUCUCAGGCUUCCAUACAUAUCUGGUAGCUUCCAACCUGACCACUAACGAGGACAUUAAAGGCUCGUGGUCGGGGAAGAGUGGAGAGGAUGUGACCAACCCGUACAGCCAGAGGAACAUCUUUGUGAACUGCUGCUCUGUGCUCUGUGGACCCAUGCCCCCCAGCCUGAUCGACAGACGGGGCUUCCUGCCGGCGGAUGAGUCGGUGCAGACGGCCGCCGCUGACAUCGAGCUGCCCACCCUGGCCACUAAGAGCGAGAUAAACGUGUGCACACAGGGAACUAAAGGUCUGCUGGAGUCGGCCACUCUCCCCCCUCUCCUCUCCACCUCGUGUCCUCAGGGGAAACCUCCCACAGACCCCACGGGGAACUUUGACCCCUCGCCGGAGAUCUCCACAAGUUGCGGCGGGGCCCGACACACCCAUCACUCCCGAGGCCGCGCAUCUACGCCUCGCCACUCUAAGACUCGGUCAAAGAAAAGCAAACGAGCAGCUUUGCAGAUCGCCAACCCUUCCUUCGAUGUCCCCGUGUCCCCCACCUCUCCGGACGCUGGCCCCAGCUCCACAGCCAGGGGCCACGAAGGCGCCAGCUUUUCACAUUUGCACUGACUAAGUGAAUACACACGUUGUUUGAAGCUUGCAUGCUGUAACACAGUCAGAUACAAAUGAGUUAAACAUGUUUGUUGUUUAGUUAGUUCUUUCAAAGAUCUGGAAGAUAUGCAUUUGUGUGUUCAAUAGAGUGAUGCAGUGAUGGCGUAUAUCUUCUAGGCCGACCCGGAAGUAAGUGCUCCCUCAACAAAAAUCCAAUGGAAUUCAACCAAUUGGAUUCUGGAUUAGUACAGAAAAUAGGAUUUUACACGUUUAGUUCAGCAGGAUAAUCUCCCACACCACGGUAUGAUUUCUGAAGUAAAAAGCUAACAUUGGGCUAUAAAGGAACUACAGCACGGUCACAUGACUUCAGGUCACCACCGCUAAGCUAAAGGAGGCUAAUGUUGGGCUAUAAAGGAACUACAGCACGGUCACAUGACUUCACGUCACCACCGCUAAGCUAAAGGCGGCUAAUGUUGGGCUAUAAAGGAACUACAGCACGGUCACAUGACUUCACAUCACCACCGCUAAGCUAAAGGAGGCUAAUGUUGGGCUAUAAAGGAACUACAGCACGGUCACAAGUUGCUAAAGAUCUCAAGUGCUAAAAUGCUGACUUAUUUCCGGGUUUUAGGACUCAUUCCUGCAUCACUCUAUUUGUUGUGGCAAUAGAAAAACUAGAGGAGAUGAAUUCUGUCUGUAAAGAAUGCUAAAAGCACAUGGACAGAUUACAUAUGUACGAUGGAGGAGCUGUUCUGGUAGAGCCAUAUGCCUUUCUGAUGAUCCUCAUGUAUAACAUGAAUUUUACCAGCAUGUCAGAUCCAUCAAAUGUUGUGAAAUAGUAGCUUUGAUGAACAAACUGGGAGCUUGAAAAGCUUUGUGUGGUCUUUAAGGGGGAAAGUCCGUCCCAGAUAUAGAAUUCACAUGUGUAAUUUUUCUAUAACGUUGUGCGAUUUAUAGCGUGAUCUUCAGCCAGUUCUCUGCUUAAGCUAAACAGCAGAGAGACAGUCUGUACUGGUGAGGUCAUCCGGAGACAGUGGAAAAUGGAACAAGUCAUUGAAGCGUUUUCAAGGAUAUGAGGAAGGAUUUGAGGGGAUGAAACUCCCCUUACAUGUACAGAUGGGUGACAAAUUAAAGCUCAUUUUGUCCCAGGUUCUUGUAGCAGGGUAGUCUGACACUGGGCUCAGAGCAUUGUCUAAAAAAUGUGAAUGUUUUUACUUCCAAUGGCACAAUCACAUACAGUAUCCAUACUCAAACGCAUACAGACGCAAUCAAUUAGCACGGGGUUUCCCAAAUGACACAAUUAAGGGAGAAAUCUGCAGGAUUUGCACGUAACGCUAAACCAAUCAGUGAAGAGGUUUGUCCUGCUGUUGUUGAAUAAAAAUGUAGGAGAAAGAAAGUAUAAUUAUUGAGGCCAACAGUGGGCAUUACUAUCUUAAAUGCUUCAUGUUUACACACUAUAUUAAAGAAGCCCAUAUGUAGUCCUCUAUGUGCAGGAACAUUGAGGCUGUUUUUGUACCUUUUUCAGAUGACAUGUUGAUGAUGUUGCUUGUCAUCUCUGGAAAUGACCCGACACACUAUACCUUCAGACUUUUUUCAAAUUGGCAUCAUGAUGUUGCUAAUUCUGUAGUCAGUUUACUUCAAUACAUCUGUUGGUGUGUAUUCGUCUCACACAGCUGUGGCAAACCAGACUGACACAUCGCUCCAGCAUUAAUAAAAGAUCCAGUCACUUAGCAUGUAAUUCUCAUGCUGGAUACACAUUCAGUCAGGAUGUAUUUGUCGCCUAUCUGUUAUAUUUCACAGUUCCAAGUUUAAUUAUCAUUCGACCAGCCAAACACAAAUAUUGUCCCACAUUUCUGCGUUUAUUUACGAUCCAAAAUGUAAAAACUGCACAUGUGAGUUCAGUUUUUGUGGUGGUUUUCCCUUUAUCUUUGUACAAAAAGCACAGUUGUAUUGGUGUGUACAGAUGUUUAUGCUUCAUAACUGGCAGUGAAUGCAACAGCAUGAUAAUGACUUUAGACAUACUUUAUUUUGAUCUUACUCCAGCACAACACUCCUGAGGCCCUGACCCACUUUUUGUUGGACAGCUGUGAUUUGUGAACCUGAACUGAAGAAGUGUUUGUCUGUUCUGCAUCACCUCCUGUUUUUAUUUAUAAAUAUCUCACAAUCAUUUAGAGCUCUCACUUUGUGUCAGCACACAGCAACACCUGUUCUCUCGCCCUUCCUUUUACUCGGUGUGUUUUGACAAAUCUAUGAAUGUGAACGGUGGGUGUAUGGAAGCCUGUAGGGGUUCAAAUGUACGUUUUGAAAUGAGAAAAGCUGAUGUAAAAUCUAAUCCCUACCUGAAAACCCGUCUUGGUGACAGACAUUACACAUUGCAUUUUCAUUUUGACGCCACAAGGUAAUAUUGUAGUGGUAACGGCAGCAGACAGGGGGCGCUGUUCAGCUUAUUGCAUUUAAAUACUGCCCACUGUAAAGCAGGUUCAAUGAUUUGAAAAUAGCCUUUUGAUUUGAAUUGUGUAUUAAAUAAUGCUUUCAUUGAAGCAGAUAAUAUUAAAGUGUUUGUAUUGGAUUUUAAUUUAGCUAAAUUGAUUUAAAACAGUCAUAUUUUCCACUGGAAGCAGGUUAAAUCUUAAAAAAAAAAAAAGAAA
Molecule: messenger RNA, 4473 nt
Organism: Eleginops maclovinus (Patagonian blennie)
Lineage: Eukaryota; Metazoa; Chordata; Actinopteri; Perciformes; Eleginopidae
Product: palmitoyltransferase ZDHHC18-B-like
Exons: 10
Coding region: 431-1846 (471 amino acids)
Biological process (GO): protein targeting to membrane; peptidyl-L-cysteine S-palmitoylation
Cellular component (GO): Golgi apparatus; endoplasmic reticulum
Molecular function (GO): protein-cysteine S-palmitoyltransferase activity
Source: RefSeq, a predicted model, not a curated record